AUGCGCACCACACGUUUCCAAUCCCUCUCCUUCUCCAGCAUCCGCACCUCUCUCUCAUCCCGCCGAAGCAGAUCCCCUUCAGACUCUUCAAUGACCAGCACACGGGACUCAUACUCCAGUUCUCCCAUCUCAGAAAUCAACGCCAUCAUGCACCGUCAGCCAUCGAUCGUCGACAUGGAGGAAGAGAAGAAGACCUUCCCAACCGGUCUCGAGAUCUUGGAACCAAGACCAAUCGUGUACUGGGGCGGACUUGAGGAGCGAAUGGGCUCCCUCUAG
This is a messenger RNA of Glarea lozoyensis ATCC 20868, 276 nucleotides long. RefSeq lists its product as uncharacterized. The transcript has a single exon. The coding region runs from base 1 to 276 and encodes 91 amino acids. NCBI's taxonomy places the organism in Eukaryota, Fungi, Ascomycota, Leotiomycetes, Helotiales, Helotiaceae. The record is from RefSeq and is a predicted model, not a curated record.